Messenger RNA from Sclerotinia sclerotiorum 1980 UF-70, 1068 nucleotides. RefSeq lists its product as hypothetical. Gene Ontology annotation, molecular function: nitronate monooxygenase activity. NCBI's taxonomy places the organism in Eukaryota, Fungi, Ascomycota, Leotiomycetes, Helotiales, Sclerotiniaceae. The record is from RefSeq and is a predicted model, not a curated record. Bases 1 to 1068 code for a protein of 355 amino acids. The transcript has 3 exons.
AUGGCUUCUAAACAACAACUCCGCACGACCGUUACCGAUCUUCUUAAGAUCAACCAUCCUAUCAUCCUCGCUGGAAUGAACGUUGCCGCAGGACCAAAACUCGCAGCAGCAGUCACAAAUGCCGGUGGUCUUGGCGUUUUAGGGGGUAUUGGGUACACUCCUGAUAUGUUAAGAGAACAAAUCGCCGAACUCAAAUCAUUUUUGGAUGAUAAGAACGCCCCAUUCGGUGUUGAUCUUUUACUUCCACAAGUCGGAGGUUCAGCGAGAAAGACAAACUACGAUUAUACCAAGGGAAAAUUAGACGAACUCAUCACCAUCAUCAUCGACAGCGGUGCUAAACUCUUUGUUUCCGCCGUCGGCGUACCACCCCAACAUGUCGUUGAUCGACUACACAAAGCUGGUAUUCUUUAUGCCAACAUGAUCGGACACCCAAAACAUGUUAAGAAAUGCCUCGACCUCGGUGUUGACAUCAUUUGCGCACAAGGUGGAGAGGGUGGUGGACACACUGGAGAUGUUCCCACUACAGUCUUAAUCCCAGCGGUUGUCGAUCUCUGCAAGGGAAAGACUAGUCCAAUGACUGGAAAGCCUGUUCAAGUUGUUGCUGCAGGAGGUAUUUUCAACGGAGCAACUGUUGCCGCAGCUUUGAUGUUGGGCGCCAGUGCCGUGUGGGUUGGCACUAGAUUCAUCUUAACUGAUGAGGCCGGUGCACCAAAGGCUCAUCAAGAGGCUGUUAGAACUGCUGGACAUGAUGAUAACAUUCGAACAAUUAUCUUCACCGGUAGACCACUACGAGUACGAAACAAUAGUUAUAUUCAAAACUGGGAAGACAACCGUGCUGCAGAGAUUAAGGAACUUACAUCUAAGGGUGUCAUUCCAGUUGAACACGAUUUCGAGACUCUUGGUGAUGAUAUUGACGAUGAUACUAUGGAUAACGCGCGACCUUUCUUGAUGGGUAAAGCCGCAGCCGUUGUUAAUGAGAAGAAGAGUGCAAGGGCUGUUGUUGAUGAAUUAGUUAGCGAUGCAGUAGCAUGCAUCCAUAAUGGAGAGAAGUUGACGGCGAAGUUGUAA